UAGUCAUUGUGUUGGAAAUACAAUUAUACUCUACACCAACAGAGUCACAUUUUAAACAAAUCAAUAGUUCAUUUUAAUAUUAGGAACACAGUAUACAGACUCAGUUGUUAAGGAUGUAAGCAGUCAUACUUUGAGCAUGCUUGUUUUGAACAUACUCUGAUACUGCAAAGUAACAGUCUGCAGUCGACUCAGAAUCCCUUUUGCAAAAAUAUUAUUUCAUCGGAGACCUAGUUUAUUAUAAUAGCAUUUUUCAUACACAGUAUACGUUUGUAAGCUCAGUAACUUACUCGAUUUCAUAGUAAAACUAGUUAGAAAAAAACAAUAACAUGUCCCUUUACUUACAUGCAAAAUGUUUCCCCUUUUCCUAAUCUACAUGUAUAACGCUAAUGGAAACAAAACAAAACCCACUUUUCAAUUGGACCGGCUACUCAUACUGGUUUGUAAUUUACAUAUUUAGGCUGUACAAGUCCAUAGCUGCUGUUUUCAAACGGGAUUGCGUUUUGAUUAGAGGUUGAAGUGACUCAUCACAUGAUUUAGGCUGAGCCAGGAAGAAGUGGUCAUAUGACCACCCGUACGUUACUUUGAGAGUGGAUACUGCAGAGGACUACGAUACGGUGUAUGAAAUUUAAAUAAUAAUAAUUCAUAAAGAGUAUUGUAUUUGUGUAUCGAGUUCCAUCGCGCUUAGUUGUGGCGAGGAUGUUGCCGCGCUGUUUGGCGUGUUUUGUGCUGCUUCUGUUCCCCAGCGCUUUGGGUCAGUACGAUCCAGAUGAAGUUUUAGAUCUUCCGGGGCUCUCCUUCAAACCCAACUUCAGGCAGUGGUCCGGGUACCUCAAGGCGAGCCCAGGAAAAUACUUACAUUACUGGUUUGUGACAUCCCAGAGAGACCCAGGGAGUGACCCCCUUGUCUUGUGGUUGAAUGGGGGGCCAGGCUGUAGCUCGCUGGACGGAUUCCUCUCUGAAAACGGACCUUUCCAUGUGAAUGAUGAUGGAGCCACCCUUUACCUAAACAAGUUCAGCUGGAACAAAGUUGCCAAUGUCUUGUACCUUGAGUCUCCUGCUGGGGUGGGCUACUCCUAUUCGGAUGACAAGAAUUACCAAACGAACGAUGAUGAGGUGGCCCAGAACAAUUACAAAGCCUUGCAGAGUUUCUUUGCCAAGUUUCCCAACUUCACCCAACAAGAUUUCUAUGUUUUUGGAGAGAGUUACGGCGGGAUUUACACUCCAAUGCUGAGCAUGCAGAUCGCCAGCGGCCCUGCCAAGAUCAACUUCAAGGGCUUUGCAGUUGGCAAUGGGCUAAGCAGUUACGCUCUCAAUGAUCAGUCUCUCAUCUACUUUGGAUACUACCACGGCCUCUUUGGGGAGCAGCUUUGGGCUGAUCUGAAUAGUAACUGCUGUAAGAAUGGGACGUGCAACUUCUACAACAGCACCCAGCAGAGCUGCUCUGAGUCGGUGAGGCAAGCGUUCAGUAUCGUGUAUGUGUCGGGGCUGAAUGUGUAUGCCCUGUACCUGGAUUGUGCAGGGGGAGUGGGGCCAUACAAACGCUUCCAGAGAGACAUGGGGCUCCUCUUCCAGAAUUACAGGCUUCGCUGGGAUAAAGCACUGCCCACAGGGGACGGUUUGAAAUCGGUGCCUCCCUGCAUCAACAGCACGGCUCAGAACAACUGGCUGAACAGAGGGGAUGUACGGAAGGCUCUGCACAUCCCAGACACUCUCCCAGCUUGGGAUAUCUGCAGUGACGUGGUUACGAGCCAGUACCAGAGGAGUUACACAACCAUGAUAGACUUCUAUCUGAAGCUACUGGCCCAGGGCCUGAGGGUGCUGGUGUACAACGGAGACACUGACAUGGCCUGCAACUUCCUGGGGGACCAGUGGUUUGUGGAGCAACUCAACAUGAAGAAAACCACAGAGUACCAGCACUGGCUGUAUGACAACCAAAUUGCCGGCUUCUAUGAACAGUUCAGCAACCUGACAUUCCUGACUGUAAAGGGCGCAGGGCACAUGGUGCCACAGUGGGCUCCGGGGCCGGCCCUCAAGAUGUUCCAGUCUUUCCUGACCAACUCUCCGUACUGACCACUGGCCUGUGCUGCUCUCCUGCUGCCUCCUCACCCUGGCCUCGCCCAAUAACUGCUAAUUACCUCUGAAUCCUCCUGUCCACCUCGCGCAGUCCUUGUAAAUUCUCCUCUUGCUCUUCUUGCACUUCACUCGGUCACAGCUUCGUUUGCAGAGUCCACACUUAAGCGGGUCUCCUGCCUCUUGUGUAAUCGGCAGUGGGGGAGGUUGAAAUUGACAACGCGCUCACAUGCACGCUUGAGGGAGGAGGCGCACUCAAAGAGUGGGCUCUGAAUACCAGUACAAGACCCUUAAGACACUCCAGAGGUUUUGCCACCUGUGUGGGGUUACGUCUAAGAAGCACUUUGAUUUCACUUUCCUGAAGAUCUGCUCGCUGUGGGUGUGAAAUGUCAAGAUCUGGCCUAAUGAGUGUAUUCUGCUUCUGUUUAGAUUCACCUUGUGUAAUUUUCUGUCAACACAUCCUGGUGACUUUUUAAUAACUAGAGUAAAGCACACCUGUGACCUGUAGCUCUCAGAAUCACGUCUAACCUCCAAGUACACUAGAGUGGAAGCAUUAACCUGCCCUCUGCAACACUGCCCCCAGUGGAUGGAAGAAAUACCACAUUUGUUCUAUGCAGUAUUUUUCUUACUGAUGUCUUUGUUACAGCUGGUGUACCAGAUACAUCUUUAAAGUACUUUAAUUGAACUAGUUUCUAAACUGCACUGUCAUAUUUUUUUAAAUCAUUAUGAAUCAGGAUGAUUUGUGUGAGGGUGUGUUGUUUUAUCUUAGAGAGCUGUAUUCUAUUCCUACAGUCAAACCUGGAUGUGGGAUUAUGUGGACAGUCCUCUCAUCAUGCAAUGCACACAGAUAUCAGGUUAUAAAAAAAAUCAAGAAUGAUUACUAUGUAUUUUGUUUAUUAAUAAAGGGUUGUUUUUUUUUAAAACACA
Messenger RNA from Acipenser ruthenus (sterlet), 2997 nucleotides. RefSeq names its product cathepsin A-like. The coding region runs from base 697 to 2070 and encodes 457 amino acids. Gene Ontology annotation, molecular function: serine-type carboxypeptidase activity. The record is from RefSeq and is a predicted model, not a curated record. NCBI's taxonomy places the organism in Eukaryota, Metazoa, Chordata, Actinopteri, Acipenseriformes, Acipenseridae. Gene Ontology annotation, biological process: proteolysis. The transcript has 11 exons.